Rangifer tarandus platyrhynchus (Svalbard reindeer) is the source of this 2526-nucleotide messenger RNA. Lineage: Eukaryota; Metazoa; Chordata; Mammalia; Artiodactyla; Cervidae. The record is from the annotation of a GenBank genome assembly.
AUGUCUGAGCCAGGAGACCUGAGUCAGACCAUAGUGGAGGAAGGUGGGCCUGAGCAGGAGACGGCCACUCCAGAGAACGGUGUGAUUAAAUCUGAGAGUCUGGACGAGGAGGAGAAACUGGAAUUACAGAGGCGGCUGGCAGCUCAGAACCAAGAGAGAAGAAAAUCCAAGUCAGGAGCAGGAAAAGGUAAACUGACUCGCAGCCUUGCUGUCUGUGAAGAGUCCUCGGCCAGACCAGGAGGGGAAAGUCUUCAGGAUCAGGAAUCAAUUCAUUUACAGCUUUCCAGUUUUCCCAGCCUGCAAGAGGAGAAUAAAUCUAGGAAAGAUGACUCUGAAAGAGAAAAAGAAAAGGAUAAAAACAAAGAUAAAACCUCUGAAAAACCCAAGAUCAGAAUGUUAUCAAAAGAUUGCAGCCAAGAAUAUACGGAUUCUACAGGCAUAGACUUACAUGAGUUUCUGAUUAACACGUUAAAGAAUAAUUCCAGAGACAGGAUGAUCCUCCUGAAAAUGGAGCAGGAAAUUAUUGAUUUCAUUGGUGACAACAAUAAUCAUUAUAAAAAGUUUCCUCAGAUGUCAUCCUAUCAGAGGAUGCUUGUCCAUCGAGUGGCCGCUUACUUUGGGCUGGAUCACAAUGUGGAUCAAACAGGGAAAUCGGUCAUCAUCAACAAGACCAGCAACACAAGAAUACCAGAGCAAAGGUUUUGUGAACAUUUAAAAGAUGAAAAAGGUGAAGAAUCCCAGAAGCGGUUUAUCUUGAAGCGAGAUAACUCUAGUAUUGAUAAAGAAGACACUCAGCAAAGCAGAAUGCAUCCAUUUAGAGAUGACAGACGAAGUAAAUCAAUUGAAGAGAGAGAAGAGGAGUAUCAGAGAGUGAGGGGGAGAAUAUUUGCACAUGAUUCAGUUUGCUCCCAGGAAAGCCUCUUUGUGGAAAACAGUAGGCUCUUGGAAGACAGUAACAUAUGCAGUGAGACCUAUAAGAAAAGACAGCUCUUUCGGGGCAACCGAGAUGGCUCAGGAAGAACUUCGGGAAGCAGGCAAAGCAGCUCCGAGAAUGAACUCAAGUGGUCCGACCACCAGAGGGCCUGGAGCAGCACAGACUCCGACAGCUCCAACCGCAACCUCAAGCCGGCCAUGACCAAGACGGCGAGUUUCGGGGGCAUCACGGUGCUCAGCAGGGCUGACAGCACGUCCAGUAGCAGAAGUACCGGGAAGCUGUCCAAAGCAGGUUCCGAGUCCUCCAGCAGUGCAGGCUCCUCAGGAUCGCUGUCACGCACGUAUCCGCCUCUCCAGAGCACUCCGCUGGUCUCGGGCGUGGCAGCCACUUCUCCUGGCUGUGUGACCUACCCAGAGAACGGGAUGGGGGGCCAGGUCGCUCCCAGCAGCGCCAGCUACAUCCUCCUUCCCCUCGAAGCUGCCACAGGCAUCCCGCCCGGAAGCAUCCUCCUUAAUCCACACACAGGCCAGCCCUUCGUGAAUCCUGAUGGAACCCCCGCCAUCUACAACCCCCCAGCCAGUCAGCAGCCCCUGCGUAGCGCGAUGGUGGGGCAGACCCAGCCGCAGCCCCAGCAACAGCCCUCUCCACAGCCCCAACAGCAGGUCCAGCCAGCCCAGCCGCAAAUGGCCGGCCCCCUGGUCACUCAGUCUGUCCAGGGGCUGCAGGCUUCCUCCCAGUCCGUGCAAUACCCAACUGUGUCUUUUCCUCCCCAGCAACUCCUGCCCGUGUCUCCAACGCCGCAGUUCCCCCUGAGAGAGGACGUGGCCACACAGUUCGGCCAGCUGACCCUGAGCCGGCAGUCUUCAGGGGAGACUCCCGAGCCCCCCACAGGUCCCGUCUACCCACCAUCCCUCCUGCCUCAGCCCACCCAGCAGCCAAGCUACGUCAUCGCUUCCACGGGUCAGCAGCUUCCCACGGGGAGCUUCUCUGGCUCCCAGCAAGUCCUCCAACCCCCUGCCUCGCCACAGGGAUUCGUGCAUCAGCCUCCACCCACACAGAUGCCUGUGUAUUAUUAUCCGUCUGGUCAGUACCCUACCUCAACCACGCAGCAGUACCGGCCUAUGGCCUCGGUUCAGUUCAGCGCUCAGAGGGGCCAGCAAAUACCGCCAACGGCGCAGCCAGCAGGUUACCAGCCAGUCUUGUCUGGUCAGCAGGGGUUCCAAGGCCUCAUGGGGGUGCAGCAGCCACCUCAGAGUCAGGGCGUGAUGAGCAGCCAGCAGGGAACUCCAGUGCAGAGCGUGAUGGUCUCCUACCCAGCCGUGUCUAAUUAUCAGGUGCCAAUGACCCAGGGUUCUCAAGGACUGCCCCAGCAGUCGUACCAACAGCCACUCAUGCUCCCUACCCAGGCAGGCCAAGGCUCCCUCCCGGCCGCUGGAAUGCCCGUGUACUGUAACGUCACCCCGCCGACCCCUCAGAGCAGCCUGAGGCUGGUGGGCCCGCACUGCCCCUCGAGCUCUCUCCCCGCGGCGUCGGCCAGCUGCAGGACCAACUGUGCCAGCGUGAGCAACGCCGGGUGGCAGGUCAGGUUCUGA